GAAGAGACGACGAGGCGCAGAAAUCGCCUCUCCCAUGUCGUUUCUCUCUUUCUCGCCUCUGCUGUGCCGCAGCAACAGAAGAAGCGAACAAACAGCAAAGAGAAAAAGGCAACCUUCCUUGGAUGAGGUAUGAAGCGGUUGCUGUCCUCCUUGACUUGUGUCAGCGACUCCGCCUUCUGCUCUCGCACUUCUCGGCAUUCUCGUUCGGCCUACUCCUUUGGUUUUUGUCGUGCUUCUUGCUAUUUCUUGUGGAGGUCUUUUGGAUCGCAGCUGAAACCGCCUUCAUUCUUGAUUUAUAGAAGACGAGUUGUUCUUAGGUUUUGCGAUAGGAAAGUUAGAGAGAGAGAGAGAGGGCAGUCGAUACGAGGAGGAGCGUAUAGAGUGAGGAAAUUGACGAUGAUUCCCCGUUCCGCGGCAACAGGGAAAUGGACGUGGGUGUGAUAAAGUUCCCUUUAGAUCGGAGUUAGGGAUUGAGAUCGUUGCCGUAGAUGAGCUGUUUUCCUUGUUUCAACCUUCGCCGGAGGGAGAGGAGUUGCAGGUUAGAGGGCACCGCCGGCGCACCCAACUCCAGAUUCCUUGGCGAUUCCUCGGAGCGUGGGAGCGAGGUGUCAUCGCUUGGAAAGGAGAUGAUGAACUGUGCCCGAAGAUUUGCUUUCCGAGAGCUCGCCACCGCUGCCCAGAACUUUAAAGAAGCCAAUUUGAUCGGAGAAGGGGGCUUCGGAAGAGUUUACAUAGGCCAGUUGGAUUGUAGCCAGGUGGUAGCUAUUAAGCAGCUAAACCGGGAUGGGCUUCAGGGAAACAAAGAGUUUCUGGUGGAGGUGCUCAUGCUGAUCAUGCUACGGCAUGAGAAUCUUGUGAGCUUAAUUGGAUACUGUGCUGAUGGAGACGAGAGGCUCUUAGUUUAUGAGUAUAUGCCAAAGGGCAGUUUGGAAGACCACCUGUUUGAUCCUUCUCUGAGCAAACCACCCCUGGAAUGGAACACACGAAUAAAGAUUGCUGUUGGUGUUGCCAAAGGGCUUACAUAUCUACAUGAUGUUGCAAAUCCUCCUGUUAUUUACCGGGACAUGAAGGCUGCAAAUGUAUUGUUAGACGAUGACUUCAAUCCAAAACUUUCUGAUUUUGGACUCGCAAAACUUGGGCCUGAUGGCGACAACACACAUGUCUCGACAAGGGUGAUGGGAACAUAUGGCUAUUGUGCUCCUGACUAUGCGUUGAGUGGCAAGUUGACAAUGAAGUCUGACGUAUAUAGUUUUGGUGUGCUUCUGUUGGAGCUGAUCACUGGGCAAAGGGCUUUUGAUUCUUCAAGGAUUGGAGGCGAGCAAUAUCUAACAAAUUGGUCAAGACCUUUUCUCAGUGAUAGAAGGAAGUUCAACCUGUUGGCUGAUCCAUUUCUUCAAGGCCGCUUCCCACAACGGGCCUCUCACCAAUUGGUUGUCAUUGCCUCAAUGUGUCUUCAAGAGCAGCCCCAUUUUCGACCCAUCAUGGCUGAUGUGGUUGUUGCCCUUAAUCAUGUGGCAUCUCAGCCAUAUAUUCCUGAGCCUGAUUCCAAGAUCAAGACCUCUCCAUCACCGCCCCCAGGGGAGGUUACUGGUACACCAUCUUGAGGGUGUAAAGGAAGAAGAGGUUCAAGGUAUUUAUACAUAUGAGCCCCCAAGUCUGAAAACGGCCGUGUAGCAUAUUUACAGUUUCAACUCAAUGCGAUGUAGAAGAUGGUGAUUGAAAAAAAAAAAAAAAAUCAGAUGUUGUGCAGUGCCUAUUAAAUUAUAUGCUUGUGGAGAUGCGUUACACUGUUCUAUACCAAAAAUAUUGUCAUCAUAUAUUCAGAGUCUAGUUACGAUGGGCAAAGGAGGAUGUACCUGACAAAGCGGUUGAGGGCUUUACUGGAGGAACCAGCAGUGAGCAAGCAGAUGAUUAAUGUUGAGAAUAUCUAUGAAUACCUGGAACUAUGUGGACUUAAGGAAUUCGAUUUGUUUAUUCAAGGUGAAUUCUCGUGGCAUCAUUUUGAGGAAUGAAACAACCUGGAGAUUAGAACUUGAUACCGUCGAUGGAUAGAGAUUGAGCUCAAUCACAUUGAAAUUUCACACUCUGCUCUAAUUUCUCAGCGACCAUAUAUUUCAAAAUCUCAGUGAUGUUAUGUUUGUUUUCUCAAAGAUUUGGGGACUCGUCUAUUGAAUAAGAAGAAACAAUAUCUGAUCAUGCGUUUCAUCUUG
Musa acuminata AAA Group (dessert banana) is the source of this 2210-nucleotide messenger RNA. RefSeq names its product probable serine/threonine-protein kinase PBL21. The coding region runs from base 489 to 1604 and encodes 371 amino acids. The record is from RefSeq and is a predicted model, not a curated record. NCBI's taxonomy places the organism in Eukaryota, Viridiplantae, Streptophyta, Magnoliopsida, Zingiberales, Musaceae. Gene Ontology annotation, biological process: protein phosphorylation. Gene Ontology annotation, molecular function: ATP binding; protein kinase activity. The transcript is spliced from 6 exons.